Molecule: messenger RNA, 5635 nt
Organism: Manis pentadactyla (Chinese pangolin)
Lineage: Eukaryota; Metazoa; Chordata; Mammalia; Pholidota; Manidae
Gene: CFAP65
Product: cilia and flagella associated protein 65
Exons: 34
Coding region: 204-5609 (1801 amino acids)
Source: RefSeq, a predicted model, not a curated record
CCUGUAUCUAUGGAAACGACAACAUGGCGGCACUGGUAGGAGACGGAGGCUUGGAGCUGUGGAGAAAUUUCCCUGUCUAAAUCAGUCUGAGCAGAUGCUGGAACCCAGCUUUCCUUGCUGCAGGACCACUGCUCACUCCUGAGGGAAGACACGUUCAGAAGAAACAAGUAGAGAAUAAAAGCCAGAUAAAGCCUACCAACUUCAUGGACACUCAAACGUGCUUCCCAAGGAAGCAAGACAAAGUGAAGAAGAGGGUCAUGUGGGGCAUUGAGGUGGCUGAGGAGCUGCAAUGGAAAGGCUGGGAGCUAGGAAAGGAGAUUACCAAGAACCUGGCUCUGAAAAAUCUAUCCCUGAAAAUACAGAAGAUGAAGUACAGGCCCCCCAAGACCAAGUUCUUCUUCACAGUCAUCCCUCAGCCCAUCUUCCUGAGCCCGGGCAUAACCUUCACGCUUCCCAUCAUCUUCCGGCCCCUGGAGGAGAAGGACUACGUGGACCAGCUGUGGUUUGAGAAAGCAGAGGGGAUGUUCUGUGUGGACCUGAGGGCCACCCUGCCUUGCUACAGUCUGGCCUGCCCACCAUCCCUGCAGUUGCCCAUGUGUGCCGUGGGAGACAUGGCUGAGGCCUGGUUCUGCUUGGACAAUGUGGGGGACCUGCCCACCUUCUUCAACUGGGAGGUCCCCAGCCCAUUCCAGAUUCUGCCCACAAAGAGGCUGCUGGAGCCAGGCGAGGCCUGCCAGAUCCAGGUGACUGUUCAGCCCCUUAUGGCUACCGUCUACCAAGUUCAGGCUACGUGCUUGUAUGGGGAGGGCAGCAGGCAGAGGAGCAGCAUCCAGCUGCAGGCUGCAGCCAAAUGUGCCCAGCUGCUGGUGAGCAUACAGCAGAAACGACCAGAGGACCAGGAUGUCGAGGGCGUCCAGAAAGUGUUACACUUUGGCUCUGUUGCUGUGGGCUGCACCGCCAAGAGGCAGAUCAAGCUAUAUAACCCGUCCUGUGUGAGUGCUCCUUUCAGGAUCGAAGUGGCCCCAGACAUGCAGGCUAAAGACCUGGCCUUCUCAUGCCCCACAACGCAUGGCAUCGUGCCCCCAGGAGAGAAGAAAUGCGUGUCAGUGUUCUUCUGCCCAGAAACUUUGGACAUCAGAACUACAGACUACUUGUCCAUUGUGCCCUCUGGCUGUGCCUCCCAAACCCUGCUCAAACUCGUUGGUUUCUGUAGAGGUCCUGGUGUGUCCCUGCAGCACUACUGUGUCAACUUCAGCUGGGUCAACCUCGGGGAGCACUCGGAGAAGUCCCUCUGGAUUGAGAACAAGUCAGACUGCACAGCGCACUUCCAGUUUGCCAUCGACUGCCAGGAGAGCGUCUUCAGCAUCAGACCUACCUUUGGGACCCUGGUGGGCAAGGCCCGCAUGACCCUGCACUGUGCCUUCCAGCCCACUCACCCCAUCAUCUACUUUCGGCGGGUGGCCUGUCUCAUCCACCACCAGGACCCGCUGUUCCUGGACCUGAUUGGGACCUGCCAUUCAGACAAAAUCAAGCCGGCCAUCCUGAGACCUCAGCAUCUUGCUUGGUAUCGCACGCACCUGGUACGGGGCCUGACACUGUACCCCCCGGACGUCCUGGGCAUCAUGCUGAGAGAGAAGAAGCUGGAGCAGGAUAAGAACGGAGCCCUCAUGAUUCCCACUGAGGACCUGGAGGACGUGCCAGCCCUGCAGUACCCUCUCAUCCCCCCCAUGACUGAGUACUUUUUUGAUGGCUCCAACGACAUGGCAAUCUUCCCCCCACCUGUCAGUAUAGAGCCUGUAGAGGUGGAUUUUGGUGCCUGUUCCAGGCCCGUGGUCCCCAACCCUGUCCCCCUGUGCCUGAUGAACCACACCAAGGGCAAGAUCACUGUGGUCUGGACACACAGGUCUGACUGCCCCUUCUGGGUGACCCCAGACACCUGCGACGUGCCCCCACUCAAGUCGAUGGCCCUGCGCCUGAACUUCCAGCCGCCUUACCCCAGCUGCCUCUAUGCCGUGGAGCUUGAAGCCUUCGCUGUCUAUAAGGUCCUGCAGUGCUACAAUAAUAUUGAGGAGGACUGCACCGUGUGCCCGUCCUGGUGCCUGACUCUCCGGGUGCGAGGCCACAGCUAUGGUGCUGCCGUGGAGCACCACAUCCCCCAGUAUUCCCUGGAUGCCCCCAAGCUAUUUCCGGCAGUGUCCCCUAGUGAACCCGCCUACCGCAGCCUGCUCCUGACCAACAAAGGCUCCAUGCUGCUGACCUUCAACUUGGCCCCCCAAAGCAGCUCAGACAUCUCUCUACGGCCCAGCUCAGGCCUUGUGGCCCCUGGAGCCCACCAGAUCCUCCUCACCUGUACCUACCCCAAGGGCAAUUAUUGGAAACAGCACAUUUUCUACUUGCAGUUCAAUUUGUGCCCCCAGUAUCUCAAGGAGGUGAGCAUGCAGAGCCGGGAGGAGCCGCUGCAGCUGAAGCUGGACACCGACAAAAGCAUCUUCUUCAAGCCCACCUGGGUCAGCUGUUCCUCCACCAGUCUCUUCACCUUUCAUAACCCCUCACGUCUUCCUCUGGAAUUUGAGUGGAGGGUCUCCCAGCAGUACCAGAAGGUGCUGGCCGUCCAGCCCUCCAGGGGGCUUAUCCAGCCCAAUGAGAGCCUUACACUGACGUGGACCUUCAGUCCUCUGGAGGAGACCAAGUACCUGUUCCGAGUGGGGAUGUGGGUCUGGGAAGCUGGCCUACCCCCAAAAGUCAAGCCUCCUGCUACCACCCACUACGUACUCCGGCUGGUGGGCCUGGGCAUCACCAGCAGCCUCUCUGCAAAGGAAAAGGAGCUUGACUUUGGGAACAUGCUGGUGAAAAGCAAGCAGUCCAGGAUGCUGGUGCUUCUGAAUGACGGCAACUGCACCCUCUAUUAUCGCCUGUCCCUGGAACAGUGUAGCCCUGAGGUCAUCAGCAAUGACUCUCCUGUUUUGCAGUUGGACCGCACAGAGGGGAGCAUGCCACCACGGUCCCAGGACACCAUCUGCCUGACUGCCUGUCCCAACCAGCGGUCCCAGUACUCCUGGACCAUCAGCUACUCUCUCCUCUCCCACAGAGAUAACAAGGUCGGGGAAAAACAGGAGCUGUGCCGUGUCUUCCUGACAGCUGUGUACCCCUUACUCUCCAUCCUGGAUGUCCACCCCACAGGCAGCGCCGAGGGCAUCACCCGGAAGCACCUGUGGCGCCUCUUCUCCCUGGACAUGCUCAACAGUUACUUGGAGCGCGACCCCACCCCUUGCGAGCUCACCUAUGAGGUGCCCACCCGGCACAGCACCAGACAGAUCCCCCCUGUCUUUACCCCUCUGAAGCUUGACUUCAAUUUUGGGGCAGCGCCAAUCGAGGCCCCACCAUCGGUGGUGCUCCUGGCCCUGAAGAACAAUGGAGUGGUCGCCCUGGACUGGACCUUCCUCUUUCCAAAUGACCAGCAGAUUGACGUGGAGCUGUGGGCAGAGCCAGCAGAGUUCGACUGCACUGAACUGCACCAAAUGCGCAUACAGGACAACUGCAUAUUCUCCAUCAGCCCCAAGGCUGGGAGCCUGAGUCCUGGGCAAGAACAGAUGGUGGAGUUCAAAUACAGCCACCUGUUCAUCGGCACUGAUCGCCUCCCCGUGCUCUUCAAGGUGUCCCAUGGCCGGGAGAUCCUGCUAAAUUUCAUAGGUGUGACAGUGAAACUAGAGCAGAAGUAUGUGCACUUCACCUCCACUAGCCACCAGUUCAUGCCUGUCCCCAUCGGCGACACACUGCCCCCAAGGCAGAUUUAUGAGCUGUAUAAUGGAGGCUCGGUGCCUGUGACAUAUGAGGUCCAGACCAACAUCCUGUCACAGGUUCAGGAAAAAAAUUUUGAUCACCCCAUCUUCUGCUGUCUCAACCCCCAAGGGGAGAUCCAGCCAGGCACCACUGCUCGUGUCUUGUGGAUCUUCUCACCGAUCGAGGCCAAGACCUACACAGCGGAUGUGCCCAUACGCAUCCUGGGAUGGAACUCAGCCAUCAUCCGCUUCCAGGGCUUGGGCUAUGAUCCUCAUGCCAUGGGGGACACAGCCCCAUUCCACAACAUCUCCUCAUGGGACAACAGCUCCAUUCACUCUAGGCUGAUGAUUCCUGGACAGAACGUCUUCCUGUCCCAGUCCCAUAUCUCCCUGGGGAACAUUCCUGUGCAGAGCAAGUGCAGUCGCCUGCUGUUCCUCAACAACAUCUCCAAAAAUGAGACAGUUGUCUUCGACUGGCAGCAGAGACCUCUAGACUUCGGGGAGGUGUCCGUGAGUCCCAUGAGAGGAAAGGUGGCUCCUGAAGAGACAAUCCCACUUGUGGUGACCCUGAAGGCCUCAGUGCAUGCCAGCUUCUACAGCAUGGAGCUGAUAUGCAAGGUGUACCGGCAGGAACUCUUAGAGCAACACCAAAAGGAGCUGCAGAAGUGGAAGGAUGAGAAGGUGCGGCAGGAAGUGGAGUUCACCAUCACAGAUAGGAAAGUGAAGAGAAGGGCAUAUUGUACAGCCUGUGAACCUAUGAGGAAGUACAAGACACUGCCCCCCAUCAAGAAUCUGCAGUCACUCAACCGGCCUGCCAGCUGGAACCUUAAGAUCUCGAAGGAGGAGCCAUCCUGGCCAUGCCCGCGGCCGCCCUCACCGGGCAUGCUCUGCUUGGGCCUCACUGCCCGUGCUCAUGCCACUGACCACUUCCUGGCCAACUUCUCUGACUUUUCCCACCACUUCUUGCACCGGGAUCUGCCAAGGAGGAAGCACCCCAAGGAGGAGUCCGAGGCUGCUGAGGAAGAAUCCCCUGUCUCUAGGCAGGAGAAGCAGCUCCUGAUUGACUGUCUCACCGCCAUCAUCAGGGGCCUGCUGGAAGACAAGAUCUUCCAUGAGGCUGUGGACCAAAGCCUGGUGGAGCAGAUGCCUUACUUCUGCCAGUUCUGGAAUGAGCAGUCAGCCAAGGUCAUGGUCCAGAACAACAGCCUGCACUUAGUGCCAGCCAUGUCUCCGUCCUCCAACAGCUCAGAGGACAGCAAAGACAAGGAGCAGGAGGAGGACAAACGGAGGCUGGGGAAGAAGGAUUCAGGGGAAGAGGAGGAGAAUGGUGAAGAGGAAGAGGAGGGGCUGGAGGAGGAAGAGGAGGAAGAGGAGGAGAUGGAAGAAGAGGGCAUAGGCAAGGAGGAGCUGGAGGAGGAGGGAGAGAAGGUGGCCUGGGCGGGGACUGCGCCCAUGCUGCAGCCCACAUCCCGGGAGUCCCUGAAGUGGCAAUGGCAGCAGCAGCUGAAGGUCGCGGCAAAGGAGAAGCAAGAGCAGGACGAGAAGGAGGCCAUCAGCCGGCUUCCAGCUUUUGCCAACCUGCAGGAGGAGCUGCUGGAGAACAUGAUCCAGAAUAUCCUCGUGGAGGCGAGCCGCGGGGAGGUGGUGCUCACCUCGCGGCCGCGCGUCAUCGCCCUGCCGCCGCUCAGCGUUCCCAGGAUUCUGACUCCCGACCCGCUGCAGGGGGCGCCCUUACGGACGCAGCAAGCGGAGGUGCGCCUCCCGGUGGCGCCGCCCCCUACCAAUUCUUUGCGGAGGCCAGCGCCCAGCCCCUCCCACUUGCUUCCUUAGGUUCCGCCCAGACGCCUCUCCUCUGC